UGACGGGCAACGCAUAAACCCGGACACCGGCUGCGACUGAGCAGGCCAGCUGUUUCAGCUUGCCUUACUUACAUAGAGGCACAAAAGGAGUAUGGUCAAAGAUUAAAAAUGGUGCAAAAAGACACACUAUUGCAUCUCUUCGCAGGGGGAUGUAGUGGCACGGUGGGAGCAAUUAUGACCUGCCCCCUGGAGGUGCUGAAAACCCGGUUGCAGUCCUCGGGUCUUUCGCUUAGGCCAGUCUUCCAGGUCCAGAUGGGCACCCUCAGUGGCGCUGGAGUCAUCCGACCAGGGACGGUCACCCCAGGCCUGCUGCAGGUCUUACGGUCAAUUCUAGAAAAAGAGGGACCAAGAUCUCUUUUCCGUGGCCUGGGGCCCAAUCUAGUUGGUGUUGCUCCUUCACGAGCUAUCUAUUUUGCUGCCUACAAGAAGUCAAAAGAGACAUUCAAUGGCAUCUUUGUUCCUAACAGUGGAGUGGUGCACAUGUCCUCUGCAGGGUUUGCAGCCUUUGUCACAAACUCUCUUAUGAACCCCAUAUGGAUGGUCAAGACCAGGAUGCAGUUGGAAAAAAAAGCACGAGGAGAGAAGAAGAUGAAUGCAAUGCAGUGUGCCCGCUACGUUUACAGAACAGAGGGGAUCCGGGGUUUCUACCGAGGCCUCACCGCGUCCUAUGCCGGGAUCUCGGAAACCAUGAUCUGCUUCCUCAUCUAUGAGACGCUGAAGAAACACCUAACUGAGCGUCGCUUCACAUCACCAAACAGUGACACAGAGAAAGGAGCAUCAGUCUUCCUGGGUCUGAUGAUGGCUGCUGCUGUUUCAAAAGGCUGUGCAUCCUGCAUAGCCUACCCCCACGAGGUAAUUCGGACAAGACUGCGAGAAGAAGGCAGCAAGUACAAGUAUUUCUUCCAGACGGGGAGGUUGGUGGCUGUAGAGGAAGGCUACGCUGCUUUUUACAGAGGACUCAUUCCACAGCUCAUCAGACAGAUACCCAACACAGCCAUUGUGCUCUCCACCUAUGAACUCAUCAUCCACUUGCUGGGGGAGUCUUCUAAAUAAAGACAUGGUGGGAAAUGAAUGGGGCCACCAAAGAUACAGGAUACCACUGGUACAUUUGGGGAAAAAAGACAAUUGCAGCUCAUUUUUUUUGACAGGCUGCUAGAGAAUAAUUUAUCUUGAGGAAUUUGAAGCAGGUUAUCCUAAGACCUGAAACCGAUUUGAAUUUUGCUGGAAGCAUGUUAUUUGAAAAUGUUGAUAAUGCGUUACCGCAGGAAAACUCCAUAUCUCCAGGACUUUGUUUUUGCUAUCCCACAAGAAUAAAGGUCAUCUGCAUAGAGUACUGUUAAGUUAACUAAAUUAUUAUAAGUAUUAUUUUUAUUGUUACAGUCAUUGUCUGUUCUUACUCUUUAUCAAUGGUUAAUGUAACAAAGAUCCAUCACUUGGCAGGUUCUUUCCUUUUUUACAUGAAGGGAAAAGAUUAGGUAUGUACAGAAUUUUCCUUUCAAGCUUACCAUUAUGAUAGUUCAGCUUAUUCAUUAGCUCAUGGUGAUGAUUCUAAAGUUUUACUUUAGUUAUUUUUCAUAUUUUCCAUGAACUAUACAGGUUUAUCUGUAUAUAUUUAGUUUGUUUGAGAAUAGGCACAUGUUUCAAUAUAAUGACAAGAAGAAUGCUUAUUUGACCAGUGGCUAAAUAAAACUGCACAGUGAACAGUUAUUUUAUUAA
Molecule: messenger RNA, 1716 nt
Organism: Hypomesus transpacificus
Lineage: Eukaryota; Metazoa; Chordata; Actinopteri; Osmeriformes; Osmeridae
Gene: slc25a33
Product: solute carrier family 25 member 33
Exons: 7
Coding region: 109-1053 (314 amino acids)
Biological process (GO): pyrimidine nucleotide import into mitochondrion
Cellular component (GO): mitochondrion
Molecular function (GO): pyrimidine nucleotide transmembrane transporter activity
Source: RefSeq, a predicted model, not a curated record